GGGACUUCCGGCUUCGUCGGCGUGGACGUUUGUGGUGGUGCGUGUUGAUCCGCACUCUCAGAACUGUGCUGGGAAGGAUGGUAGGGCGACUGGGUCUCACCUCCGCACCGUUGUAGGACCCGGGGUAGGAUUUUGAGCCCGUGGGAGCUGCCCCACGCGGCCUCGUCCUGCCAACGGUCGGAUGGCGGAGACGAAGGACGCAGCGCAGAUGGUGACCUUCAAGGAUGUGGCCGUGACCUUUACCCGGGAGGAGUGGAGACAGCUGGACCUGGCCCAGAGGACCCUGUACCGAGAGGUGAUGCUGGAGACCUGUGGGCUCCUGGUUUCACUAGGGCAUCAGGUUCCCAAACCAGAGUUGGUCCACCUGCUAGAGCAUGGGCAGGAGCUGUGGACAGUGAAGAGAGGCCUCUCACACCCCACCUGUGCAGGUGACAGAGCACAAGUUCAUACCAGAGAGCCAACCACUUACCCGCCAGUCUUAUCUGAGCAGGCCUUUCUCCAGGGAAGCCUGACUCUGGAAUCUUCAACCUCAAGUGAUUCGAGGUUGGGGAGAUCUAGGGAUAAGGAAGGGCUUUUGGAAAUGCAGAAAGGUAAAGUGACACCAGAGACAGACCUCCACAAGGAGACCCAUCUUGGGAAAGUGAGCCUUGAAGGUGAAGGUUUGGGGACAGAUGAUGGUCUGCACUCCAGGGCCUUACAAGAGUGGUUAUCAGCAGAUGUUCUCCAUGAAUGUGAUACACAGCAACCAGGGAAAGAUGCCUUGAUUCAUGCAGGGACAAACCCCUACAAAUGCAAGCAGUGUGGGAAAGGUUUUAACAGGAAGUGGUAUCUCGUUCGACAUCAGAGGGUUCACACUGGAAUGAAACCCUAUGAAUGCAAUGCGUGUGGGAAAGCCUUUAGCCAGAGCUCAACUCUCAUUCGGCACUACCUCAUCCACACCGGGGAGAAACCAUACAAGUGCCUUGAGUGUGGGAAGGCCUUCAAACGCAGGUCAUACCUCAUGCAGCACCAUCCAAUCCACAGUGGAGAGAAACCCUACGAGUGCAGUCAAUGUCGAAAGGCCUUCACCCACCGGUCUACUUUUAUCCGCCAUAAUAGGACCCACACUGGAGAAAAACCCUUUGAGUGCAAAGAAUGUGAGAAAGCCUUUAGCAACAGAGCCCACCUAAUUCAACACUACAUCAUCCACACUGGAGAGAAGCCCUAUGAUUGCAUGGCAUGUGGAAAGGCCUUCAGAUGCAGCUCAGAACUGAUACAGCACCAGCGGAUUCACACUGGGGAGAAGCCUUAUGAAUGCACCCAGUGUGGGAAAGCCUUUCACCGGAGCACAUACCUCAUUCAACACUCUGUCAUCCACACUGGGGAGAUGCCCUACAAGUGUAUCGAGUGUGGGAAGGCCUUCAAACGCAGGUCACACCUUCUGCAGCACCAGAGGGUCCAUACAUGAGAGAACCCUAUUGUUGCAAUGAGUACAGCAAGGCCUUCACCCACUGUUCUUAUUUUAUCAUUCAUAAUGGGACCCACACUGGAGGAAGAAGUCCUUCGAGUGCAAAGAAUGUCAGGAAACGUUUCAUUUUUUUUUGUCAGCUCUUUCUUAACUAACACAUGAGCAGUCACUUUGGAGAGAAGCCCUGUGAAUACAGUGAAUGUAACGAUCCCUUCAGUCACCACCCAGUUCUCACUCAUUGCAGAAGGAUUCAUACCAGAGGGAAAUGUGGAAGCCGUUCCAUCAACACCAGAGAACUCAUGCUGGAGAAAGAUAUUCCAAAUAUAACUAUUAAGGACAGUCUUUGGCCAGAGGAAAAAUCUUACUAUCUGAGAAUCAUAAUGAAAAGUUACUACAUAAUUGUCAUUGAUGUGAGAAAACUUUCUGUGACCAGAUCAUCACUUACUUGUCCUAUAAAGAGCCAUGCUGGAAUUUGACCCACCUUGGGAUUUUCUCUAUGAACUUAUGAAAACCUUCAGUCACAGGACAGAGUGCACAGUUUCCUGUGGGAAGGAGAGUUGACUCUUGAGGACCCCCACCCUCCUGCAUCCUUUCUCUGGAAGCCUGCAUGUAUUGUAGCUGUGGCUGUACUAAGGCCCUGGGUUCAAGAAAGCUGGAGGAAUCCCUCUAGAAACAUACUGGCUGUCAUCAAAGGGUACUUUCCAGGCCUGAGGACCUAGGCCCCAGUUUGUCCCAAAGCAGGAGUGAUGUUUUCCAUGGGAUAAAGGACACCCUAGGGUUUUUCUUAGCUUCCAGCUCUUUCCGUACAGUUUUAAGUGUUUGGUACAAGGAUCUACUAUGAACUUGCUGCUGUGAUAGGCAGGAAUCUCAUGAGAUACCUGUCAUUUAGCUUCAUGGCCACUCACUGUUGUGGUCAUACUUGGAAGAGUGGGAUGCAGUGGAUGGCUGGGCUAUGGGUCCUGCCCUUGAGCAGGGAAGGAACUUACUGUCUAGUAUAGGAAAAACACAUGAGAACAGGUGCAAUAUAUUGACCUAAACUUGUUUAGCACCCAUUUUUAAGUCAGUAAAAGUUUUGAACUUACAGUAAAAGUUGUGAACUUCUGUUAUGUUUUCCACAAAUAGUUUACGAUUGAGGUAAAACGUGUUUUGUUUUUGUUUUGUUUUGUUUUUGAGAUGGAGUUUCACUCUUGUUGCCCAGGCUGGAGUGCAGUGGCGCCAUCUGAGCUCACUGCAACUUCUGCCUCCCGAGUUCAAGGGAUUCUCCUGCCUCAGCCUCCUGAGUAGCUGGGAUUAUAGGCGCCCACCACCAUGCCCGGCUAGUUUUUUUGUAUUUUUAGUAGAGAUGGGGUUUCACCAUGUUGGCCAAGCUGGUCUUGAAUUCCUGACGUCAGUCCACCCACCUCGGCCUCCCAAAGUGCUGCAAUUACAGGCGUGAGCCACCACGCCUGGCGGAGGUAAAACUUGUUUCAUGUUCAUGUUUGUUAGUGUAACUUUGUUAUAUUUAAUGAACAAAUUAGAUAAAAAGCACUAUGCUCUUAUGGCGCUUAAUCUGUGAGAAAUGAUUGUGGGGGUGGGACUAGUUAUGACCAUUCACAGUUGGUGCACUUCAAUUAGUAAAUCUAACAGAGGAAAUGUGGACAGUAAAUUAACUCAGCAAGUCGGUCAUGCAAAGAUGAAUUAGAAAUCUUAAUGUUUGUAAGUAGACAAAAAAUGUGUCUGGAUGGAUCCUCACCCAGUUAAAUGGUAUUUGUUCCUUGGGUGUAGAGAGAGAGAAGGGAUGGGGCAGAGGGGAGUGUCAGAGUGAACAUUCACUUUAACUUCAUGCACAUAUGGAAAUGUUUGAAAUGUUCACAGUAAAUUUUAUAAUUUCAGAAAAACCGUUUAAGGUUGAAAAGAGAAAUUUAAGAAAUUGCCGAUGGAAUAAAAACAUAAUAGAACUAGAACAUUGAAGGAAAUAAGCAGGAAGGAAAGCACCAAAAGUGAUUUGGAAGAGAAAUUCUAAAAUGAAUGUGAACAACAGAGUGAUCAGAAGAGUGCAGGGAAUUAAUAGUUUCUUUAAACAAGCCAUUUCACAGUGGAAGCCUGUUUAUCUUGAAAUUACUGUGGUUAUUAUUCACUCUGCCCUUUGAAGAACUGCAGAGAUUCAUAGGACAAUGUUAAGUGUUUGUGUCUCCAAAACAGAUGUUGGAGUUGUUACCCUCAGAACCCCAGGUAAUAUGUUAGUUAAUCCAUUAGGGUAGUUCCUAAUUGGCUAUGACUGUGUCCUUAUAAAAAUGGGAAAUUUGGUCACAGAGGCAGAUGUACAGAGGAAAGAUGAUGUGAGGACACAGGAAGAACAUCUUCAAGCCAAGGAACACAUGGGGCCACCAGAAGCCGAGAGAGAAGCAUGGAACAUGUGUUCUAGUAAGAAGUGUCUGGGUUGUUUUGGUUUUUCUUUGGGGUUUUUGUGGUAUUAAAUUAUUUUUAAAUUA
Messenger RNA from Nomascus leucogenys (northern white-cheeked gibbon), 3918 nucleotides. It is a transcript of the gene ZNF550, whose product is annotated as zinc finger protein 550. The record is from RefSeq and is a predicted model, not a curated record. Lineage: Eukaryota; Metazoa; Chordata; Mammalia; Primates; Hylobatidae. Gene Ontology annotation, biological process: regulation of immune system process; negative regulation of transcription by RNA polymerase II; regulation of cytokine production. Gene Ontology annotation, molecular function: RNA polymerase II cis-regulatory region sequence-specific DNA binding; DNA-binding transcription factor activity, RNA polymerase II-specific.